Helianthus annuus (common sunflower) is the source of this 1098-nucleotide messenger RNA. RefSeq lists its product as uncharacterized. Lineage: Eukaryota; Viridiplantae; Streptophyta; Magnoliopsida; Asterales; Asteraceae. The record is from RefSeq and is a predicted model, not a curated record. The transcript has a single exon. Gene Ontology annotation, molecular function: nucleic acid binding; RNA-DNA hybrid ribonuclease activity. Bases 1 to 1098 code for a protein of 365 amino acids.
AUGGAGAAGUUGGUACUCGCGCUGGUACACGUAUCCAGACGGCUACGCCGUUACUUUGGAAAUCACGUCAUCACCGUGUUAACCAACUACUGGAUCGGGCAAAUCCUCUCUAAGGCUGAAAUUUCUGGGAGACUAGCAAAAUGGGCCAUUGAACUGGGCGCACACACAUUGGUUUACAAACCACGCCCAGCAAUCAAAGGCCAAGUCUUAGCUGACAUCGCCGCGAAAGUACCGGCGAAUCGCAUUCAAGAAUGCGAAGAUGAACAAACCCCUACACAUCCACCGUCCUCAUCAGACAUCUGGGCACUAUAUAUUGAUGGUGCGUCCAACGAAGACGGUGCGGGUAUAGGUCUGCGACUCGUAAGCCCUGAUAGCCAAGAGCUCACCUACGCAAUCCGCCUCGAUUUCAAAAGUACAAAUAAUGAGACAGAAUACGAGGCUUUGCUAGCAGGGCUAUGCUUAGCAUUCAAGCUUGGCGUCCAACACUUGGAAGCACACGUCGACUCAUUACUAGUUGCGGGGCAAAUCCGCGGCGACUAUGCCGCGAAAGGAGAUAUUGUGAUCCUCUAUCUCGAGCAAGCCAUGCAGCUGAAAUCCAAGUUCACGUCCUUCAAUAUCCGACAUUUCAACAGGAGUGAAAACAAUCCCGCGGAUGCACUUUCAAAACUCGCAUCCACCAACUUCCAAUAUUUGGCAAAGGAGAUACAUAUUGAGAUCCUGCAAAAUCCCUUAGUACCCCUGCGCCAAGUUAACGUCAUCCAAUACGGGACAACGUCUUGGAUGACACCAAUCAUCGCAUAUUUACAAUCAGGUGUUACCCCCGAGAACAAAGCAGAGGCACGCAAACUACAAUACAAGGCGUGCCACUAUCAGAUGGGGGACAUGAUUUUAUACCGCAAAUCAUACCUAUGGCCACUCCUACGAUGCGUCGACCCUCAAGAUGCCACGUAUCUCAUCAGAGAAAUACACGACGGAAUAUGCGGCAUACAUGCAGGGCCGCGUAUGGUAGUGGUCAAAAUCAUGAACGUUGGGUAUUACUGGCCCGACAAGCACCUGGACGCCGUUAAAGUCUUGCGCAAGUGUUUGUAUUGUCAAUGA